AACCCUUUCGAGUCAAUCUGGCGUUGUCUCGGACCUCUUUUUCAAACUGUAUAUUUCUCUUCCCCAUCUCCCUCUCUCUGUGUGUGAGCUUCCUCUCUCUCUCAGAGUGAGUAAAAGAAACAUGGCCCCCAAGAGGAAACCUUCGGCUUCCUCCUCCGAAAGUUCCUCUUCCUCCUCGGAACAGGAAGAUAAAUCGCACUAUGAGCGUAAGCCCGCUGUCCAUCCCCCAGAAUCCCCUACCUCUGAAAACGAGGAAUCUGAGGAAGGGGAAGAAGAAACUGUUCGAGAAUCGGACGAACAAGGGGAGGAAGAUGAUAAUGACGAAGAAUCUGAAUCCGAGGGUGUAAAGACGAAGCCACCCACUAAGGCCCGGUCCUCCACUACCCGCUCCUCCUCCAAAGACAAAGGGAACCCUGCUAACCCACCCGCCUCUCACUCAGUCAAGCCUCUUGGCUCGAAGCCCAUGGACAUUCCGUUGGUCACUGAUUCCCCUAAGUCCAGGGCCACAAAGUCGAUAAAAAGCCCGCCUCCUCCCUCAAAACGCUCUGAACCCAUGAAAUCUAGAAAAGAUGAUAGCAAAGAUCUCAAAAAACGGAAGCUUUCAGAGGUAAAUGCUGAGGGAGGUGGGAAGCAGCUUUUUCAGAGGAUUUGGAAAGUUGAUGAGGAGAUUGACCUUCUCAAAGGGUUCCUCGACUAUUCGAAGAAGUACCCGAAAGGCCUUCAAGACCAUGCGGCCAUCUAUGAGUUUGUUCAGAAGUGGCUUAACAGUGAGAGUAAUAAAUCUCAGUCUCAGGUUGUGGAGAAGCUCAAGAGGCUCAGGAAGAAGUUCAAGAACACUUUUGCGAAAGAGGAAGCAGGAAAAGAGGUUAAUUUCAAGACUCCAGAGGAGCAGGAUGUUUAUCAGAUCUCGAAGAAGAUCUGGGGCUGUGAAAAUACUAAAGAAGAAGCUGAAUUUGAAGAGAAUGACUCCCAAAAACCCAACCCCAGUCCUGUUUCGAAUGCAAAGACGAGACGCAUUUCCAAGGCAAAUGCAGUCAAGAAGGAGUGUGUCCAGAACCAUGUGGAGGGUGGCAAAGUACCUGAGUCGAUGGAUCCAGGCUCGACAUUGGUUGGUGAGUGGAUUCAGAGUGGGCCGAGUCCCCAUAGCCAUCCUGGGUUUGUGCCAGGGUUUGGUGGGCUAGGGUUUGUUGGGGGGGAGGGGCUUGCGAAGAGGGUAUUGGGGUCGAUGGAGAAAUCAAAGGUGAGGAUGUUGGAGGAGAAGUGGAGGAGGCAGCAGAUGUUGGAGAUGGAUGCCUACUUGAAGAGAGUGGAGCUGGUGCAUGAGCAAACAAAGUUAAUGGUGGAAACGCUCAAGUCGAUGAAUGCAUACGUCUACUUAUAGAUGGAAAGGUUUGCGAACAUACAAUUUGCUGCUUCUAUGGUCCAUCUAAUGACUCAGUACGACAAUGCAGUUUGGAUCUAGAGAAAAGAAUAUAUGGGGGGGGAAUAAGACACAGUUCUCGUUUAACUCGAUAAUUUGCUAACUAGCUUGCAAUGUUACUUUGGUGCAUUGCUUCUCCACCGUGUUUUGUUGUGCUUUAUUUUUCUGAGUUAUUUUGAACAUUUUGAGAGGAUAUUAUGUCUUCUGUCUUUUUUGAUGCUUAAUUCCAGUUGUCGUGGAACAAAUACUGCUUAUCUAUGCAUUAUUUCAGAGAGAAAUUGUCAGUCAGAUAACCACUUUGUGGGACGGGAUAUAGAGAUCUGUGCAGUUUAUGUUUUGUAGAUUUGUGGUGUGUUUUUCGUAUUUCUGGGUAAAAUUAGUUCAGGGUGUCUCAUGUGAUUUUCCAAACUUUCCCAUUUAUGGUAUAUAUUGUAAGGGAUUGUCUCCCACAGGAUAUAGAGAUCAGUGCAGUUUUUGUUUUGUAGA
This is a messenger RNA of Amborella trichopoda, 1906 nucleotides long. Its product is annotated as putative transcription factor At5g28040. The record is from RefSeq and is a predicted model, not a curated record. NCBI's taxonomy places the organism in Eukaryota, Viridiplantae, Streptophyta, Magnoliopsida, Amborellales, Amborellaceae. Gene Ontology annotation, biological process: regulation of DNA-templated transcription. Gene Ontology annotation, cellular component: nucleus.